This is a messenger RNA of Symbiodinium natans, 1065 nucleotides long. The record is from the annotation of a GenBank genome assembly. Lineage: Eukaryota; Dinophyceae; Suessiales; Symbiodiniaceae.
AUGUUUCGCGCCUCCACUUUGACUUUGCUUGCCAUUUCUGUCAAGGCCAGUGGAUCGUUUGAGCCCGGAUAUCUGGCCAUCGCUGCGAACUACACACGCGCAGCGCUGGAUGGUUACUUGCAGGGAAGGUUCGGCCAGACAGCCGCUGAAUUACCUGCCAAAGGAGACCCCGCGCUGGACCCGUGCCCGAUCUUGAACAGUUGGCCAGACAAAGUGGAGAUCGACGCACCGAAUCCAUGCAACCCUUUAUCCAGUGCCGGUGGUUGGACAUCUGAGUCACCAGGCUCUGGAAUGCCGCUGGUGAUGACCUGGUCGCAGCAAUGCAGCAAAGUGGGUGCAAGUCUGGUUCCGGUGACCACCUACAGCCUUCCAUCGGGCGGCCUCUUUGGAACGAGCCAGCUGGUUCCAUCGUUGACUGGCAACACAUUCCAGCUCAACGACUGUGUGGGAUACACGCGGUACUACAUUGACGAGAAGGUUUACCACGUUGUUGGAGAGCCCGAUGCUCAUGCCUGCGAAAUCUAUGGCUCCUGCGAUGGCUCAGUUUUCGUGCAGUUCCUCAUCCGGGAUCACGCUGGGCGCAAGAUUGCGCACACCCCCUACCUGCAUCUUUUCCAGAGCUCCUUCAACAUCGAGGACACAAGCGGCAUGGUUGUAGCGCAUGUGGAAAGGAUUGGGCAUUGGAAUCCGAUGUCAAAAAUGUGCUCGACGAAGGGACACCGGUGGCUGGUGAAGUUCCCAGAUUUGACCAUGCCGGGUGCAUCCGCUGUUUUCCCCACUACUGCCGACAGGUGGCCAGUGGCGAAGCUUGUGACCAUCAUGGCCACCCGGGACUCCAGCCGCCUGUCUUCGGGCCUCGUGGCUCCCAGCGUCUGCGAGGUCGAGAAAACCGGGCUGCUGCUGAUCUCUUUGGUCUUCCUAGUGGUUGCCUUUGGAGCUCUCGGCGUCUUGUUUCUGCGGGUGGGUGUUGCCCCAAUGCAGAGCAGCUGUUUGGACUUCGAAAGUGCGUGCUGCCCGCGGAGGAAGGCGGCUGCGACGUCGAGAUUUCCAAAGUACACGGUCUGA